This is a messenger RNA of Helianthus annuus (common sunflower), 615 nucleotides long. RefSeq lists its product as uncharacterized. The record is from RefSeq and is a predicted model, not a curated record. Bases 1 to 615 code for a protein of 204 amino acids. The transcript has a single exon. Lineage: Eukaryota; Viridiplantae; Streptophyta; Magnoliopsida; Asterales; Asteraceae.
AUGUCUGAUGGGAAUGAUGAUAAUCCGGUGCAAACAAGCACCGAACAAAUGAAAGAGAUAAUUGCCGAAAAGGUAGGGAAGGCAAUUGAAGGAAGUCUAUCCGGGUUUAUAGACAAGAUACAAAGCACGGUGUUGUCGGUUGUAGAAGAGCGAGUCAAAAGGUUGGAAGAUAAUGUCAACCUUAUAAAAGAAAAGUCGGGAGAACGCAAAGGGUGUUCGUACCAGGAAUUCAUGGCGUGUAAACCGCCAAUCUAUAACGGGGAGGUUGACCCGAUAAUCUGUCAAAGAUGGAUAAGUGAUGUCGAAGGAGUGUUUGAACGAACCCACUGUGACGUAGGUGACUUUGUUUCUUACGGAACGGGUCAAUUGAGAAAUCAAGCCAAAGAUUGGUGGGACAAUAAAAAGAAGGAAAUGGGAGCUGAGGCGGCGAGGGUUAUGACUUGGGACGAGUUUAAGGUACCAUUCCUUAAACACCACAGUCCCAAAGCGGUUAUUAACAGGAUCAAGGAAGAAUUCAUCCAGCUAAGACAAAAGGGUGAAACAAUUGAUAAGAUCACGGGCAUCUUCAUGGAUAAGCUAAGAUUUUGUGACGAGUUAGUCACCACUGAAGAGUAA